Messenger RNA from Boleophthalmus pectinirostris (great blue-spotted mudskipper), 522 nucleotides. Its product is annotated as CD276 antigen-like. The transcript has 3 exons. The record is from RefSeq and is a predicted model, not a curated record. NCBI's taxonomy places the organism in Eukaryota, Metazoa, Chordata, Actinopteri, Gobiiformes, Gobiidae. The coding region runs from base 1 to 507 and encodes 168 amino acids.
AUGAUCAAACCUCUAGUUCAUAAUUACUUUAAAGGUCAGAACCAGAACCAGAAGCAGAACCAGAACUUUACAGGUCGGACCUCUCUGUUUGAGGAGGAACUGUCCACAGGAAACGCAUCACUGCGGCUCUCAGGGGUCAAAGUUCAGGAUGAAGGAAAAUACAAGUGUGUCACCAGCACAUUGACCACAAUGUGUAAAUGUGGUUUUGACAGUGAAGUUCGUCUCUCUGUAGCUCCAGCUCCAGUGUCUCUGCAGCAGCAGGGGCAGGAGCUCCUCUGUAGAUCUGAGGGAGUCUACCCCAAACCCUCAGUGUCCUGGAGCCCUCCCUCCUCUGCAGCUCUUACCACGGUGACCCCCUCAGAGGGCGGAGUGUGGUCUGUGCACAGCUCUGUGUCUCUGCCUCACAGCCCUCCACAUCAAUACAGCUGUAAUGUGAGCAACAGCAGGGGCAGCUGGAGGAGCGCCACCUACAGGAGGGGACACAGUCAUUUAUUAUCACAGAGAUGAUUCAGACUAUGUGAU